Molecule: messenger RNA, 2722 nt
Organism: Populus nigra (black poplar)
Lineage: Eukaryota; Viridiplantae; Streptophyta; Magnoliopsida; Malpighiales; Salicaceae
Product: probable cytokinin riboside 5'-monophosphate phosphoribohydrolase LOGL10
Exons: 1
Coding region: 1-654 (217 amino acids)
Biological process (GO): cytokinin biosynthetic process
Cellular component (GO): cytosol
Molecular function (GO): hydrolase activity, hydrolyzing N-glycosyl compounds
Source: RefSeq, a predicted model, not a curated record
AUGGCAGGUCCCUCAAGUUAUCACAUCAAAAAUAUUUGUGUUUUCGGUGGAUCCAGUCCUGGGAAGGAAAUAGCUUUUUUAGAAGCAGCAAAUCAUCUUGGUCAGGUACUAGCUGAGAAAAAGAUUCAUUUAGUGUAUGGGGGAGGCAACCUUGGGUUAAUGGGGGGUGUGGCAAUAGCUGCAUUUUUAGGAGGUAGUCAAGUUUUGGGGGUCGUCCCCGAAGCUUUAACAAAAGGGGACAUCAUUGGAAGAACAAUUGGAGAGGAACUACAGGUCUCCACAAUGUUUGAUCGAAUGAAUACAAUGUUUAACCAUGCUGAUGCCUUCAUUGCCUUACCAGGUGGUCUGGGCACAUUGGAAGAGAUCUUUCAUAUUUCCUCUUGGGCCCAACUUCACAUUCACCAUAAACCUAUAGGUUUGCUCAAUGUUAAUGGUUUUUAUGAUACUUUGUUGUCUUUUCUUGAUCAAGCUGUGGAACAGGAAUUUCUAACAUCUUCGGCACGACAAAUCAUAAUCUCUGCUGCUACGGCUGAACAAUUGAUCGACAAACUACAAUCUUUCACCCCUGUCAUUGAUCCUUCCAUGAGUCGCAUCAAUUGGUCAACUACAGAAAGCCGUAAAAAGCUUAGAUUGGAUUUGAGCCUUCGUUUGUGAAUCCUUGUGUCUUUUGGUUUUAUUUCUAACAUAGUAUUUUGUUCUGUUAUAUUUUAUAUUUGUUUAAGUGUGUUUCAGGUUUGUUAAUGUUCGUUGUUUCAGGUGAUGUCUUCUAUACUCUAUCUUUCUACCUUAGAACAUUGAGGACAAUGUCUCGUUUUGGUUGGGGGGAGAGGGUAGUAGUAAUUAAAAAAAAAAAAAAAAAAAAAAAAAAAAAAAACUAACCAACUAACUGUUUUUGUUUAAAAACCAUUGGGCAAAACUGUUAUUACUAGGAUGGUAGAGUAAGGGGGAAUGACUCUUGAGACGCAUCUUAGUAAACAUUUUCUAAUGGUUAUUUGCAAUAUUCAUAACAAGGCCUAUUAGAAUACUUCUUGAAAUAUUCAGGUUUACAAACUCUCGCAUUGCUAUCACUUAAUUCUGCUCAUAUACUCAUUUAACAAGUAUUCGUAAACCUUCAUUUUCACACACACACUUUAACAUAUGAUUGUGGGUUGCACAUUGGAUUAUUACAUUAUUUAUGUUCUUUUGUUAAAGGUAACAACUAAGGGAUAGGGAUAGUCUAUAAUUUGCAAAAAAAAAAAAAAAAAAAAAAAAAAGAAAGAAAAAAAAAAAAAAAAAGAAGAAAAUGAUGAUAAUAAAAACGUAGAUAAGUUUGAUUUCGUAGCCUCCCUAACCUAAGCAAUUAAGCCCGAAGGGGUGUUUUAACACCUAAUACCCUAAAGUCAACUGACUUGGGAGUUAUUGGCCCAAAGCUUGUUACAUGGGUUAAGGAGAAAAGCUUAAGGGAAUCAAACAUUGCACUAUCUACGUAUCAGUAUCUGCAACCCGAGUUACUAAGCUCGUAGGGGUGUCUCAACACCUAAUGCCCUAAGAUCAACUGGUCUGGGAGUCAUUAGCCGAAAGCUCGUUACAUGGGUUAAAGAUGCAUUGUGUUUUAUGUAUAGAUAUUAAAAAAAAAAAAAAGAGUAAAAUAAAAUAAAAUAAUCCCAACCCAAGGAAGUUAACCUUAAACAUUAGAACAAAAUAUUGUUUUCUUCCAACAAAAGCCCCAUCAUCUAUGUUUCAUACAUUGAGCACAUAACAAGGAAGGUUUAUUAAUAUUUUGUUUAAGAGGUAUUGAGCAGAUAUAUAAAAUUUAAUGAGAGUUUGUUUAUCUGGAUAGAUUAAUGGAAGUUGAAUGAUGAAUGCCUUGCUUUGUGGAUUUUGCAAAUUGUUUUUCUAUUUUAACGCUUUAAUUACUAGGGACUAGUAAUAAGCUGGUUGGGGGGUGUGAUUAGUACUUAAAAGUGCAUUUUUAUCAAGGUUUUAUAUCAUCAUUUUGCACUUGAAGUAUCAAUAACUCCUUAACUAAAGCGUGUUUUAUAAUAACAUAUCUAAUUAUAUAAGAUACCUUUAAUUUAUGGUAAAUGUUCAUCUUAAAUGCAGGCCUAUCACAUAAAUGAAAGAAUUGAUUGAUGAGUUGAAGUACUGAAAUUGAAAGGACAAAAAGAUGGCCAAAGAGAUGCUGGUGCAAUCCAAACUGGAACACGGUUCGGUAAUUGGGUCAUAUCUGGAGCUGUAGAUCUUGGAUUUAGGUCCAUUUUAUAUGGAUGGAAAGAUAAGACAUAGGCCUACAACUUUCAUGUGGAGCCCAAGAUUUAACAAGGCCGUUUUCAAGUCCAAAUUGUAGCAACAAAGAAGAAGUCCGAAUCUGUCCUGCAGCCCAGACACUGUUCAGUGUUCAGCCCAUAUCUCGAGUUCUAGAAGUCCAAAUGAUCUCAAAUUUUUACCCUGGAAAGAUGAGACAAUUUCCUAGAACUUUCAUGAUUCAAGUUUGUUCAAAUUAUGACGUCAUCAAUGACGUUUUUGGCAGACAAGAAGAUAAGAAUUGUCACCAAGUCAAGAUGUGGCCACCCACUCAUCAAUUAGUCAACAAAUCAAUAGUUCCGAAUUUUGGCCUAUAAAAGGAGGCAUUUGCCAUGUAUUUAGGCAUCUUGGUGUUCAGAUCAAGAUCAUGCUCUUGCUUUCUCUCUUUGUAUUGCUUAUGCUUUGCUUUCAUUAAUAUCAAGUUUAUGCCUUUCAUUUC